Messenger RNA from Striga hermonthica, 333 nucleotides. Lineage: Eukaryota; Viridiplantae; Streptophyta; Magnoliopsida; Lamiales; Orobanchaceae. The record is from the annotation of a GenBank genome assembly.
AUGACUACUGAUUUUGCUGUUAAAAAACAUAACCCUGAGGAUGAGGAUGUUAAGUAUGUCAAGUCGUUAGAUGGCUUGGCUCUUUUUGUUGGCUUCCAGAGCGAUGCAUUCUCGCUGCCAGUGGCAGAGUUCCCCGAGCUCAAGUCCAAUUCCAUUUACUUCACGGAUGGAGCAGUAGACGGACUGAUUGAAGACUACCCAACGGGUGGCCAUGACAUUGGCAUUUUCAAUUAUGAGAAUAAGACUGUGUCGCCAUGCUAUUAUCCAUGUGAUAUCAAGAAAAUGAAAAAGACUUUCCCUGCGCCUAUGUGGUUCUUCCCAACUCGUGCAUGA